Messenger RNA from Lycium ferocissimum, 1257 nucleotides. RefSeq lists its product as uncharacterized. The coding region runs from base 239 to 754 and encodes 171 amino acids. The transcript has 2 exons. NCBI's taxonomy places the organism in Eukaryota, Viridiplantae, Streptophyta, Magnoliopsida, Solanales, Solanaceae. The record is from RefSeq and is a predicted model, not a curated record.
GACUUCUUCGGCUGUUCCUCCACCUACAGUACAGAGAGGGGCUAACCCCUUUGCAUUCAAUAAACAAAACUUCUGAGAGAUGGCAAUUAAAGCAACGAAGGCUGAGAAGCAGGUUGGUAUUAUCAUGGAGCAGAUCUGGAAGUUUGUGGCAAAAGAGAUUAAGGUGGCCAUAGCACUGAUACAUGAAACGACUGAGAAUUCUUAUGACGUUAUCUAGACGAGACUUGAUGGGUUUGAGAUGAGAUUGUCUGCAAUAGAGUGGGCAGGACCCGAAGGUGAUAUAGGACCACUUCAGGAUGAGCUUGCUAGGUUGAAAUCUGAGGUGCAGGCACUGAAAGCACAAGAUGAGGUUGUAUUGGAAGAUCCUGUUUUGAUGACCCAGGUUAAUUUUGACGAUCUCAUUCAGGUCAAGAAUUUAAUAGAGGAGGAUGACUCCACAAUACAGAAUAAGGGCAAAAGAAAGUGGGAUGACAUGGAUACAUCGGGUGAGGAUCCGGAGGAGGUGACUCAGAGGUUGGGCUUAAUGGAGGAUGAGAGUUUGCAGGUGCCUGUGUAUAACUCUCUGCUUGAUAGUUACCCUGAUCCGGCUAGUGCCUCAUCUAGUCGCCCACCAGUGGAGUCGAUGCUGCCUAGCCAGCCCAGCAUGCCGGUUGAGCCCAUUGUUCAUCAUGAUGCUAAGACAGUUACUACUGAGGCUGAUGCUACAAAUUUGACUGUAGAGGCUACACAGUCUCGAGAUAAUCAGAGCGCCUAGUGCGCCUCAGGUAAUCGGAGGUUUGAAUGACAAAAACAAGGGAAUUGCAUAAACUGGCACAAAAAGGUGGAGAAGUACGAACCGUACUUAUUUGUAUGGGUCGUACUCUUGGUAGUACUUAGAAGUGGCAAAAAACAUAAUCAAAAAAUUUGAAGAUGAGAUAUACGGCCGAUUUUUACGGACCGUAUCUAUUUAUAGGGACCGUAAAUUGGCACGUACUUUGAAGAAUAGAACAAGUGAAGGAAGACAGUUACGGACCGUACUGCUAAAUACGGUCCGUAUAAGUUGAUCGUACAUCUUGACCUAGAGAAGGAGUUCAGUGACCCUAUUUUGAUAUAUGGUCUGUACUUAAUUGUAUAGGCCGUAUCUUAUGUCGUCAGGGGAAAUUUUGUCAGUUUGUAAUGCUUCGUUUUUAGACCUUAUAAAUAGUUUGUCUUAGGGUAUUUUAUGUACCAUUCAUUGUCAGACUUUGUCUUUUGACUUGAGAGCAUUGAAUAGUUUAU